CUUAGUUGUAUAUUUUAUUUUCGGUAGUAGUGAUUGAAUAAAAGAAUGACAUCGGCAUAACUCGAAUAAAAGAAUGGAGUAUAUCAUUGGUUAGUUUAAUAUUUAUAGGAAUUACUAAUUUGGUAGUCACCAAAGUGGCCUAGGUUAGUGAAACUUAUGAAUAUUAAACUACAUUAAAGUUUUGUUAAAAGGGUAACAAUUAAGUCAAUGAUAUUCUCGAUUGCAGUCAUAAUUAUAAGAAUGGGACUAGGCCCAAAGGAGAGUCACAUUUAAGUAAUUAUGAAUUGGGUAGGGUGAGUAAUUUAUGCAACUUAACGGGUUAGGAUUGGAUAUCCAAAGAUAACAUGACUAACUUGAUAAGCUGUAUAAAUUAUUUAGACUUACUUAGGUGAUUAUGUUGCACCUAAUUAAUGAGUGAACAAUAGGUAUGCUUAGGUUUCACCCAAAGGAGGACCUAAGUGAUGUCAAUAGUUCAUCAUUAUAAAUUAUUUAGACCUACUUAGGUGAUUAUGUUGCACUUAAUUAAUGAGUGAACAAUAGGUAUGCUUAGGUUUUGCCCAAAGGAGGACCUAGGUGAUGUCAAUAGUUCAUUAUUAUAAAUGUUUAUAAUUCUCAAAGCUUUUAUUAAGUAUUGUCCUAUUUUGUUUCCUGUUACAGUUCCUUAUUUCACUGCACUAAAAUACCUAAAGGCUGGGGAAGAUUGCUUUGAAUUUGCUGAUAAGUCACUUGUAGGUACAAUUAUGGCUGAUUUAAGCACCAUGAAAUAUGAUGGUAGUCGUGGAGUUCAAGAGCAUAUUUUGAACAUGUAUGAUAAAGCUGUAAUGCUUGCAACCUUGGGAAUUCAAGUGGAUGAGUCUUUCCUUAUUCAAGCUAUACUUAAUUCACUUCCAGCACAGUUUGGCCCAUUCAAAAUUCACUGUAAUGCCCACAAGAAAGAGUGGAGUUUGAAUGAGCUAAUAAACUUGUGUGUUCAUGAGGAAGUGAGAUUGAGAAAGGAAAGACGUCACACUGGAUUGGCUGUGACUCAAGUUGCUAUGAAGGAAAAGGGUAAAGUGAGAAAAUAUUCACCAAUGAAAGUCAAUGAAUCUGAGAAAAGUAGUCAGGCUCAUAAUGGUUUCACUGUCAAGGGUCACUUUUGUGGCAGUAAGGGACAUGUGAAGGAGGACUGUAACAAGCGAAAGGCUUGGUUCGAAAAGAAGGGGAUACCUUUCAACCCGGAAACCGGAGGAAAGUGAGGGAUUUGUCUUUAUGGGGAACCGUCUUAAGGCUGAAGUGGUAGCUGUUGGUACCUAUCGCUUGGUUUUAGAGACGGGUCAUCAGAUCGAUCUUGAAGACACUUUUUAUGUUCCCUCUAUUUCUAGGAAUUUGGUUUCUUUAUCUAGAUUAGAUUGUUCUGGAUAUUCAGUUUCAUUUGGUUGUCGAAAACUCAAAUUGAUGUUUAAUUCAAUAAUGGUUGGUUCUGGUGAUUUAUAUGAUGGUUUAUAUAAAAUUGCCUUGAA
Messenger RNA from Rhododendron vialii, 1499 nucleotides. RefSeq lists its product as uncharacterized. Lineage: Eukaryota; Viridiplantae; Streptophyta; Magnoliopsida; Ericales; Ericaceae. The coding region runs from base 600 to 1235 and encodes 211 amino acids. The transcript is spliced from 2 exons. The record is from RefSeq and is a predicted model, not a curated record.